AUGGCUGGCAACGUGCAGCCUGCUAGUUCUGUACAAGAAAUCGUCAACGCGGUCAUCAACAACUUGAGCAACUUGCCGCGACAAGAAAAUGCAGUUCAAACCGCAGCAUCAAAUGCUGACACUAGAAACAAGGUAUCAGUGACUUCUGAACUGAACCGGGCCUUCCGAAUACCACGUGCAUCCACAAGCGCCACUGUGCAAGCGAUUUUGCCGUCGACAGUGGCAUCUAUCAGGGCUGCUGCGAAUAACUUUUCAGCGACUUCAAAUUACGGAAGGACCGUAAGAGAUUCAGGAAGACGAGGGAGAUCACGGUCCUACAAUGGGCGAUUUCAGCCAUACCGCCCUCAGAGAAACCAAAGAUUAACACGGGAUGCGGCUGAACCAAGUGUGUUUUACAAAGACAUCUGUCUUCUCGAUUGUCCUGAAUGGGAGAAGGUUCCGCGUGGGGAAGUAAAGGCAGAUUUGAUCCGAAAAAACCUCUACAUAGAUGCGUGGCCAAUGGUUAAAGAUUCGAGUGCGGCAACUUUGAGGCAGGAGAUAGAGAAUCUUUUUGAAUGUGUUCUAAAAAACUCAAGUGGUAAUAGUGUGAGGUGAGCAUUAAGACUUAAAUAAUAAUACAUGUAAUAAUAAUAAUAAUAAAAAUAAAAUGUGUGUAUUUUUUAUAAUAAUAAUAACAAUAAGAAUAAUAAUCAUAAUAAUAAAGAUUUAAAAUAAAUGGUGAAGAAAUAUUUUGCUGCAAACAGAGUGCUUUUUUUAAAAAACUGAGGUAUUCUAGUGAUGUUCCAAUGGAAAUAUCAAAUACCACAAUCAGAUAGUCUGUGUGUACAAUAAAUGCUUGUUGAAAUAAUAGGUAAUAUUCAUUGUUGUUUUAAAAUGCCCAGUUAGAUGUACUAGUGCGAGACGGCAGAGUAUUAUUUUGAAUUUAACACCACACCCAUCCUAUCGCCAUUAAUUUCUCUAACAAAUACCACUGGUAAACAAGGGUGUUUGUUGGGAAUAUGUUUAUUUUUACAUGUAAGUGGAUUGUAACCUUGAAUUUUUGUUAUAUUUAGCUUUGAGUUUGUGAAGAGCAUUGGUUCAAAUAUUUUACCCAUAAAACUACAGGAAGGCCAAGAGCUUAAUGCCAAAGCACUAAAGCAUAUUUCAGGAACAAGUCCAAUCUAUGUCAGAGUAUUGGAGGAAAUCAAAGGCAGAGAGGAAGUAAGCAUGGCAACAAUGUUAAAGUGCCACUGCGACGAAAAUCGUAUCUCUUUAAACUAACAUUUUUGGGCUCGAAGUUAGUGUUUAGACUUAAAACUUCAAGAAAAAAUGUGAUUCAGACCAACCUAACGAAGAAGGUUCCUUAAAAAGGCUGUCCGAAAGUGCGUAAAAUUGGUCCGCCAUUACAAAAACAACAACUAUUCGAGCCGACGAAUUGAGUUCAGCGGCUUUGCUCUUGUGACGUCACGUUAUCCCCAAAAUAUUCUGACAUCGCUACAAAGCCGACCAAAAGCUAUACUAGCUAGUUGUUAUGUUGUCUGCCUCGUCUUCUUCUUCCAUUUCUUCGGAAGACCGAUCCGGUUCAAGUUCUGACGAAAACAGCGAAAUUUUAGACGACGAUGGAACAGCUUUCGUCCCGUAUGAUGAGGAACUGGAGCCAGUCGCGACCGAGGAAGAGGCUGCUGCAUACACGCUAAGUGUGGCUAAUGAGGAAGAAUGGGAGCUCGUGCUUCAAAGGCGCUUUACUGGCGAAUUAGAAGUCGGCACAUGGUAGGCACGACUCAGAUUGUAUUUCUAAGCAGUUCUUUUUCAUUUUAAAUCUUUUGUGUUAUGGUGGAAUUCGCCCAUAAAUUCGAAUUUGUUUCAUAAUUUCGAUUGCGUGUUUCUAAUACUGAACGGAGAACGCGUUAUUUUUGUUUUGUAGGUGCACUUGUUGGAACUGUUCGGUCGACAUAGCCACCAAGAAGGAAGAAUGCAUUUGUUGCAAGGAAAUAGAUCGUGCGGGGGAAGUGAUGGAAAAUAUAGAACGGGCAGGUGAUUGUAUCACUUUGCAUCCCGGGUUUCAGGAUGUUUGCCUAAACCGAUGGGUUCUUGAAGUGGCAUCACUUAACCUGAAGACCAAAGCUGGAAAAAGUUACCGGGCUAUUUUCAAUCAAGGUCGUAAAACGGAAUCAGAGUGAGUUAAUCAUUCCAUGAUUUUUUUUUCUGUUGUUCUUAUUGUUCACCUGGGUGUCUCAUAAGUGAAAGUGAGCAAUUUACUUAUUACUUUUGUAAAAUAAUAAGGUUAAGUUAUACUCAAAGCCCCGUUUAUCAACAAAUAAACGCUUACAGUUAUAUUUCAUUAUUAUUUCUACUACAGUUUAUUGCAUCCCAGUCUAUUUAUUAUACAGAAUGCUCAAAAACUUCUAUUGUCAGCCAAAAACUCAUAUUAUUGUAUUUUAAUCGAAGAAAAACCAUGCAUGAUGAAAUAACAGCCUAAACAAAUAAGCUGCCACAAGUGACAAAAAACUCCACCAGUCCAGCGUAUGAAACUGUACAUAACUUUCUCAUUAUUUUUUUAUAGGUUUCUUCCAUCAGUGUCGUACAGACAAUUUACUCGACUUCUUUGGGAGUUUACGGGAAGUUCCAAGCGUCAUCCACUGCCAUGUUGUGCUUACAAAGUAAUAAGGACAGCCUUUCUGAGUGAAGAUGGCCAGUAUCAUGGCUUUGAAGAUGACGAAUCAUAGAUAGUGUUCAUUAUCAUUAUUCUGUAUAUUUUGUUUUCAUACAUUAUGUGAACCAUCCUUUCAAGACUUGUGAUUUGCAAAGUGAUUAAUAUGAGCAGUACAGAGCCUGUUAUAUUUUAGCUUCCUUUUCUCCAAAAAUGAAAAUAAUAACAAUGAUGUGUACCAUGAAUAUUUAGGUCAUUUAUCUCAGAACAGUACAGUGUCAUCAAAAAUAAAUGAUUAUCAGGUUUUUCUUUGUAACUUCAGUAGCAUUUAAUCAUUUUGUGAAGCAGUGCAUGUGUGUCCUCUUCUUGGCUGUCCACAUUUUCUGCAUAGCUGUGCUCUCCAUCUUCUUCUGCUUGUAUUUGUUCUUGACAUUGGUCUUGACUGGUCACUUUCCUCUAACAAGGUUUGCAGUUCAGCUUCUGUAGAUAAUCAGGUGAAAGUCAAGUAAACUUACAACUGAAAGAAAACAAUUCUUUUUCAUACAGAUUACUAUAAAAAAUAUUGCUUCUGAAAACCUGUUUCCCAGCUUCAAAUUCAGUAGAAUGUUUGAGUGUUUGGAUGAAAAUGUUGAUGAAAAACCUAGAGUGGGUAUUGCAUUGCCAAGACAUUUUACCUGAACAUGUUGGAGGACAAAUCACUGUUUCCUUGUUUUUUCUUUCAUUGUGUUUCCGUAUUGCAUCAUCUUUGGAUUGCUUCUCAAGCAUUGAGUGCAUAGGGUCUGGAACCACCUGUUUUAGCUCUUCUUCUAUCAGUUGGAGGUUCCGUCGUGGACUUGUUAUUAGAGAUUCAUAAAUCUCCGCCACAUACUCUAAGGAGAAAGGCAGUUACAAAAGUUCUUCACGGAAGUACUUUGCAUAAUGACUUCACAAGCUAAAGUAAGUUCACGUUUUGACUAACUGUGAUUAUUAGAAUCUACAUUUUACUCUCUCUAGAAAGGAACUGUGGAUUACAAGACAUCAUAAGUAGUAGCUUAUUAGCAUAGCUAAAUUAAAUUGCUGAAUAUUUUCUGACAGCAGCUAACCUGUCUGCAGACAUGAUAAUACCAGGAAACCUGUUGAUGCACACCUGUACAUGUAGAUAUUUGAUUUUGAGAAUAGACAUCAUUUUAAAGUUGUCCAACUUGGAAACUUACAGGUACUUUGCUACAAUGGUCCUUAUCAAAGACUUACCAUAAUUAGGAGCUACCCUGACUUCCCUGACUGUUGCUUCUCCUUCCUUGUACUUUGGGUAUGAGAUGUGAAGGCGUGGUUGGCCCUGGUCAUCCACCUUUGUCUCUCUUCUGAGGUUGUAAUUAAAAUGAAGGGCAGCCAGUACUGAUCUUAAAAAAAAGAAAAGGAAGAGAGAAAGGUACAAAGUAAUCAGAAUGUAUUAAAUUAUGUGACAAGUUCUACCAGUUUUGCAAACUGCCUAUAUCUAUCAAAAAAGGCAUCCCAGCAUCCCAGUGCCUUUCCUCAUACUUUUUGAAUUUUGUUUGCUUUUUCAAGAUUAACUUUAGUGUUGCUAUGUUUAAAUACAUAAGCCUUCAAUUUCACGUACCUACAAAGCAUUCCCAGGUAUGAGUAGGCCAGCAUCUUUGGGGCAAAUUGGUUGACUACUGAAUGAUACCCUUCCAGGCAGCUUGUUUGCUCAACUGAGGAAGCUUUUUCUAUUCCUUUAGUAAGGCUGCUUUUCGUAAGGGCGGUAUACAGCUUUUCAUAUGCCUCUGACACUAGUAUGAAUGAAAGCAAUACAGUGGAAAUGUUUCUCAUAUUGUGGUUUUUAGAUGAAAUUUAUAAAUCAGGUGGUCACUAGUUGUAAAUUUUUUUUUUAUUAUUUAGUGUAAAAAAGAAAAAGGACAGUGAUAUUUCAUAUUUUUCAUUUUUUUUUCAAUUGUUGACAGUUUCUAGUUGCAUUUGAGCAGAUGGGGCUGAAAUUCUUGAACAUGACCGAAAAUAGCUCAACCAAGCUUUGCAAUGUUACAGUUAUGUAGUCCUAUAUCCAAGACAUUUGGUCAACAUAAUAAGAUCAACAUAGAGUGCGGCAGCAAGUGAGGCUUUUGUACCUUUAGACAUCCAUACUUUUGGUGUGAUGACUUCACCGUGAGCACAAGCAUUGAAGAGCCUAUUAGGAAGGUUCUUGUGUUUGUUGAUGACAUGACUGAGGAAUGCUUGGAACUUUGCAACCUUGACCUUUCCAAGACUUUCUUGAGUGGAGGUCACUGCCCAGUAAAAAUGUCUAACACAGGCCUUCCUCCAGCGGCCAAUGAUCUCACAAUUUUUUUCCUUGCUCAGUUUUGUUAGAACUUUUUGGAUUUCUGUGAAAAUAGCAAAACAAUUCAACAUUAAGUGCUUUUCUACAAUAUACAUGUACAAUAAAUUUGAUCAAGGCACAGAGAAGCAGAGACAUUGUCUCCUCUGAUAAUAAGAGUACUAUUUCACUACAGAUUCUAGGUCAUAGGUUUUUUACACUGUGCCCUAGGGCAAGGUACGACAAUAACUAUAAUAAAAAGAAGUAAUGGUAAUAUUGAUAUAUGUAUAUGAUUACAUACGAUGAAAACAUAUUAGGUUACUUAUUGUUUUUGCAUACUUUUCCCAAUGUGCCAAAGAUCAAAAAAAUGAUUGAUAACUGGCUUGCCAAGUUCAGCACACUUCUUGCCACAUUCUUCUCUCAUCCACUUAGCAAUGGAAGCAUGGCAGUCAGAGAUAAAUGACUUGACAAUCAUGCCUGUGGCUAGAAUAUAUGUCAUGGCUUCCUUGAAGGCCAUAAACUCGAUACCAGAACUGCUUCCUGCCUGAUUAGCCUAGAAAAUACAAGACAGACGGAUGUUUUGUUAUAAAUGUGAUUUUUUUUCCAGUUCAAGCAUUCAGAUUUUGUCUUUUGACCACAUUUCUUUAACAUGGCCUUGCUUUUCUGAUUCUGCAGUUCAUAGAUAUUUAUAAUAAUUAUUGAAAUUAAAUUUACCCUUGCUUUGGGUUUGGUGUUACUACAUGACUGUAUGAUUUUUAUGAGGUUUUUUUCACUUGCCUGUAAUAAAACAAUAUGAAUAAUAAGGCCAACAGUACAACAAAAUAUAGUAUAAGUGCCAUAUUUUGCUGAGUGGCCCAUGCUGUCGUGGCGUCCAUCUCCUGCUAAAACUACUUCUUUUCCUUUCAGGGAAUCCAGCAGUUUUGUUUGGUAUUUACGCCAGAAUGAGAUGAUAGUGGGAAUGAGGAGAUGCCGCUGAUGGUAGUAGUAGGUGGGCUCAUUGUAGACAAGUACUUCCAUGUGCCGAAACACUGUCAACAUUUUCUUUAUUGAUGCUCCAGCACAAAGAGUUGCAAAGCUGAGGAGAAGGUUGCCUGCUGGAAAUUUGCCCAUAAGGAAUGGCUGGCUUUCCCAGGUAAAUAUCUCUUGACAACUGCUGCAUUUGGCUUUAAUGGUCAAUAGAGUUCCUGUUUGUGUGCAAACAGUUUCUGGGUUGGGAGUAAGACAAUAAUGGCAGUACUGAAACAGUAGUAAUAGCUUGGAUAAAAAAACAAUGCCUUUAGGCUCCUCACGCUUGUUCUUUCCUGCGUAGUUCAGCCUGUUGUGUGAUAAAUAAUAAUAGUAAUUUUAGAAAUGAGUCAGAUAUUUCCCAUUUUUCAUCCAAUGUCAAGUCAUGGAAGAUGCAUUUGAAGUCAUACAAAGAAAUAAUCAGUGUAUCGUACUCUCUCUUAAAAUACUAAUACAUGUAUAUCUCCAGGACAACACAUUUAAUGGUGUUGCUGUGGUGGAUGUGCCUUUUUUAGGAAGGGAGAGGGGGGAAGAAAGGCUUUUUCUCCCUUUUUUACUUCGCAAAUAAUGAGAUUUUUAUUCAAGACAAGAUGGACCACACUUGCAUGCGCAUGUCUACAUUAACUAGUAAGUUAUGGUACAUCCUAUACAGUACCUAGGCUUUGCUGUUUGGCUGUCAUUCGCAUUAUCGUCUCCUAAUUCUUGAUAGACUUCAUCUAAUUUUUCAGGCGUCCAGUCAGGAUCAUCAUCAUUCUCAGGCUCUUCAUUGUCAUCAUCGUCAUCACUAAUCUCUGUAAAGUCAUCUACACUGUUAUUCUGGUCACCAAACACAGUGGAAUUAGCAUUGUGAGCUUGUGCUGUGUUAUCUAGAGAAAAGGAAUCAGUAUGGCUUAGAUUAUCUAUAUUUGUAGCCUAUCAACGACAAAUAGAUUAUUUAUCUGAUGGAAUAGUUUCUGUAAUUUGUACUAAAUUUGAAAAAAAAUUGGAUGUUGUUUGAAAACCAAGGUUUGACUGCCUUUUUACUAAUAUACAUGGAGUAUCCAUCAAAGAUAAACAGCACAAAUGAGAAUAACUGCAAAGUCUUGUAUAGCCCACAAUUUGGAAAACUCCCCCCAACCCAACACAAAUUCAGAACACUCACCACAAUCUGACUCUAAAUGAUCUUUAGAUGCAUUUAAGUGGAUCUCCUGCAAAGUCUCCACCCACUGCUUUUGAUUGUUUGCGAGCUUGUUAGUCAGUCUGGUGACUUUAAAUCGUAAUACUUUGAUCUCUUUUUUGAGUUCUUUAUUCUCUGUAGAGAGGUCUUGACGAGUGCUGCAUUCACCUUGAUUUUCAUGUGCCUAUCAAUAAGUUGAAAAUUCGGCUUUUAAUAUCUUUACAUGUAAAAAACUGUCACUUUAAAUGGCUUAUGUAUUGGCCCCAGUCAACAUAUUUAGUAUACUGUGGUAAUCUAAAAUUAUUACUUUUUUGGCUGUAUAUGAGUCUACAAUGACGUGGCCAAAAGGGCAUCAGAGUGAAACAUUUGUGGGAGUUCUAAAAAAUGUUUUUCUUUUCAAUUGCUGUUGCAGUUGCCCGCUGUGUUUUAAAAACCAUAACUUCCUUUUGGAGGUUUGUGGGUUUCUUUGUGACUUAUUGUGCAUGACAGUAAAAAUGAAGUACAGCAGUUUGAAGAUACUUUGAAGAAAGUCAAAGUGGACUAACAUUCAAUAAAAAAAUAAUGUUGCUUGCUUCCUGUUUAUGAUACUUACAGUUGGGGUUAUUGGUGUUGAUGCAGCAGCAGGUAGAAAUUGUGAUGAGACAUGGUCCUACAAUAUUGUUAGAAGAACAAAAGUCAAAUUCUCAUAACAAUAGAUGUAAUAAUUAUUAUAAUGAAGGUAAUAUGGUACUGUUACACGUUUUCUUUGAAAUAAAAGAAAUCCCUUACCAUCGAGCUUGAUGAGCACAGUGAGUUACUUGUAUCCAUAUCUGCAUGCACUGAACCUUCUAUUGGAGUUGUUUCAGUAGUUUGUUCAACCUAAGAAUAAGUAUAAUUUUUGAUAAGAAUGUAAGAAGCAUGCCAUUUUUUAAGCAAAGCAAGUGGAAGUCUGCCCGGAAAUACCUGCAUUGAGUUUGAUGAUGAAAGGGGAUCGUUUACUGCAUACUCCUCAACCUCUUCUUCCAUUUCUUCAAUUUCAUUACUGUCCGGCUCCCUCUCCAGCUUCAUAAGAAAAACAAAGAAGCUAUAUCUAAUUUACCUUUUUUUAUGAAUGGUGGCCAAUACCCUCUUCUUUGUAUUCAGAGUUAACUUAGCAGAAAAAUAUAAACAAAUUUUAACUCCAACAUAUAGGCCAGUAGCUCUAAUGGAUUUAUACAAAAUAAUAACAAACCGACUGCAGUUUAUGUGAGAGGCUAUAAAGUCACCAUUGUGAGAUGCCAAAAAAAAAAAAGGCUCGUAGCUGGACAUACCUGCACCGCAGAUUCCCCACUUGCGGGUAAAUCAACCUCUUCAUCUUCUUCAAGUUCUUGCGAGGUGACCACGUUGCUAGCUUCGUGCACGGCUAGGAUAUGUUUCAUUGCCUACAAACCAGAAUUUAGUUUGCAGUAAAAAAAAAAAAAAAAAGAAGGUGUAAAGAUAUUGAUUGGCAAAUCCAUAAUUUUAUUUUUUAACGAUCUUACAGUUCAGCAUCAAUAAAUGAUCUUGGAGUCUCAAAGAACCAAAAAAUAUUAUUCGUUUUACGAGUUGAAAGCCUGCAGCGAAGGCAACCAAAACACUGUAUAAGUGACUUAUUCAUUUUCGCUCGAACGCGCGAAACACGACAAAACCACUAUUGGGCUUUCAGUUCUUGUCAUAUCUGUUCAUUACUCAGUGUGCAUGUAGUUUACGCCUGUGUUUUAGAAAAAAACCCUUUUGCCCUUUCUUAUGCCGGCUUGAAGCUGAAAUACCGCUAUCCCAGGAAGUGUACGUGUGAACAAGGAUCAAAGGUCUACAAUGUCUUAUUACUUACCAUACGCCGGUCUCUCGCUGACAUGGCACUGGAAUUGCCCGCUUCACCUAACUUCCAAAUCGUUGGAAUGGCUCCGGCAAGUGUAACUCUCGGAGCGCCAGGUACAUGAACUGCCCGCUCGAAGCAAUCGGCAGUGAAAUGAACUGAACAAAUCUUGAAGAGCCCUUUGGGGUUGAAGUUGGCACGAUGUGUUCGGACGAAGGCUUUCCAUUUCUGGCUUUCAAAGCUAGUCUUCGGCUUGUGCAAAGAAAUGCCUAAUUUAGGAUUCAACCUGUUGCUACAGUCUUGAACGACGCAGCGACAAGAAGGCAUCUUUCCGCGAUGAAAAUGAGCGAGAUCAGAAAGUCCCCUUUUUCUCGUGAAGAGAUCUCACUUUGCUAAUAUUCGCGCUCUAAUUUAAAGGAUACGAUGACGUAACGCUUGACCUCGAACCAAUCCCUCCCUUUCGCUCCGCCAUUUCUUGUUUCGGUAAUGGCGGACGUCCACCGGAGAAAAACAUGGCUCAAAAAGUCGGACUUCCAGUUGGAAUUACGGUCUCAAAUUUGGUAUGUGUAUUUAUUAGCUUUCAAACAUUGUAAAAAACGAAAAAAACAAAUGAUGCUUGAUUUGAUCACAGUAGCACUUUAAUAAAUAAUACAGUUCUAUAAAUAAGGCUAGAACCCUGCAUGCGCUCUGAUUGGUCGAAAACCUAUGUUUUAUCACAGUAUAAAACAUAGAAAAAGUGUGUUUUAUUGUUUCCACUGGUAAAAUCUCUAUCAUAAAGCAAAUAAAGAAACCUAAGCUGUGUAUUAGACUGUGAAUGAACACACUCCGGACAUUUGAGAACACUGCAGAAAUGUAGAAAACACUCGCCUUCGGCUUGUGUUUUCUACACUUCCUUUGUGUACUGUUCUCAAAUGCCUGUCGUAUUUAAUUAUCACAGUGUAAUACAUGGCUUAGGCUUCAUUUGUUAAAUAAAUAAUAAUUUACAUUGAUUUAAUUAAACCUUAGGAGUACUGUCCCAGUGUCACAAGAUAGAUUGAGCUCUUUGACCUACUUUAAAACGUUACUGUAGUGCUGACUUCUGAAGUCCUUACCUCAUCAAAGUAUGCUCUAAGAGAGAAACAAUAUUAUGGUCACUGAAAGUCUUAGCCUGGCAAAAGAGUACAGUCUGUAGUUUAUUCUUAUUUAAAUAAUUAUAUGAUACAUGUAAUGCUAAAAGUCAAGUGAAUGAGAAUGUUUCAGUUUAGGUUCUUACAUGUAUAAAUAUCAUGUUUUACUAGUAAUUGGAGAAAAGUCCAGUGAGCACAUCUUGUUGUCUUACGUAACUUAUGAUUUCCACGGAGCUAGGAAAAGCUGGGACAUGUUGAUGACAUAAACGUACCUUAUUAAAAGAAAUUGCCACACUUUGUAAGGCAGUAUCCAGGGGGUUAUAAUGUUUAUGAUUAUAAUGUUGGUUACAGCUUGAAGUUGAUUCUGAUGCAGACCUUGCUUGUGACAUAAGACAGUUUGUGGUACCUGCAUGUGGCAGAGAUUCAGCACCUUCAUCUGCUGUACUUGGCAACCUGGAAAGCAGUUCCUCUUUUACUGAUAAUCAUCAAAGGGAAAACACUUCUCCUCCUGGACAGCCAUUAAACAGUACCAUGAUCAAGCAACAGCUUGAAGCCAUGUUUCCUCAGGCUUCACAGGAAGCUAUAAUACAAGCUGUUUCCACUUCCCAGAGUGUAGCUGAGGCUAUAGACAAGCUAUUACUAUCUAGUUCUGGAUCAGUGAGGGUGAAUGGUAAGGAUAAGUACAGCUGUAGUUAUAUUACAUCAGAAACCAACCAGUCGGAAUGGCAUCCAAAUGAUAAGUACAUGUAAAAUCCAAAAUGACUAAAAUCAUCAUUUAACAUAUAUAUGGACACUGAAACCUUUUGUUAUUAUAAUAUUAUUAACUGAAUUAAAGAAAUAGCCAUUUGUAAUUGUACAUUCAAAGAUGAUUAUGGUGCUCAUUGGCGUCACGCAAUCAGUCUGUGGCUUUUUGAACAACCAUCCAUGGAAUCGUGACAGAAAAUCGGCGUUACUUUCAAUUCUCACCAAAUAAGGACAGUAGGAUGAUCUCAUCAUUACCCAAUGACAGGCCAUUUUUCAGCUCUUUUGGUCAUACCCCCCCCCCUCGAGAUAGUUUUGUCAAGUUAGCUAAUUAGUAUGCUCGACAGCGUAAUGGCGGUCCCGUCGACAGAUGCUUCUUUGCUCAAAAAUUGGGGCCAAAUCUUUCGGAAAUGGAAGUAAGGACAUUUCAAAGUAUAAAGAAAGUUACUUGGGACCAGCUGCUGGCUUCUUAGACUGAAAUUAGACAGAAGUAAGCUUUUCCACGUUGUACGUGAUGAACGCCACGUUGCGAAUAAAUUAUUGGCUGUUUGCAUGUCUCGCUCUGUUGUUUGUUUCGUUCUCUUUUGCAGCCUGCUGAGGUCAGUUUUUCGUCUAAAUCACCCAAGAAAAGUUCGAAAAUUAUGUUCCCAUUCAAUUUUCAGCUGUCAGGAAAAAAUUCUUGAUUUUUUUGGACCGAAAAGUCGCGUAUGUUAUGUUCGUGUGAUUCAGUUGCUAUGGGCGACCGUCGCUUCCUUUGUUGCGUAAAGCGAUGAAUCGAGGUCACAAGAAAAAAUUCUAAUUAAUUCUGGUUUUGUCCGAUUUCGCUGAAACUUUAACAUGAUGAAGCUGGAUUGUUAAAGAAUAGAUUUUACUACUGCCAAUGUGUGGUAGCUAUUUACGUGUAAGUGAAAAAACGCUUCAAAGUCAGGGUUUCAAAGAGAUUAUUUUGCAAGGUGUAGGUUUAGCGUGAUUUUGUAAUUAGAGAUUUUUUGACCCUGAAGGAAAAAAUAUCCAGAAAAGGUCACCUCAUCGACGAUUCAAAUAAAUAUAGGUUUAUGUAUGUUCCUCGCACAAUUUCUAGUAAAAAAAAAAUUUUUGAUGUGCGCUAAGGUUUUAAUAUUUUUCGCGCAAAAACGCUCUACGUCAAGGAGUUAUGGUGAAAGCCGAAAAUCUGAGAGGUUUCACGUGUGUUUCGUGAACGCCCACUUACUUUAUUCCAUAAUUUAUUUUGCUAAGUUACACAAUGUAUACAUAAGACCACAUUUAUUGAUUUCUAGAUCAUCAAGCAAACGGUGCAGAAAAUUCUUCACUCAUCAGUACAGUACCAGGUAGGAAUAAAUUAUUCACUUUAGCUUACUUUCAUUUAACAACUUGCAUAUAUAUUUGAAAGUAAUUCAAUCAAAAUAACUUUAGAAAUUAAGGAGACACUGUGGCAGUUUCAUCAGAUGAUCAGCAUGAAAGGCAUUCAAGUUUCAAAUCCUGGAAGCAUUAGUUACCAAAGCCAAAAAAAUUGAAUUGAAUGUUCUCAUAACUAUUGAUAUUGUCCAGCUUAACUGCAGUAAUUGCCAUUUGCUGAAAUUAAGAAAAGGAAGAAAUGCUUAUUUCUACUUUUCUCCAAUGCAGCAGCCAGCGAGACCUUCAGCAUUGCAGAAAGUUACCCACUCAGUAUGCCAAAUCUGGACCCGUAUGAUGCAUCAAAGGUGCAUAAAUCUAAAGUUGUCAUUCCAUGUAACCAAGACAUCUCAAUUGACCGCCAAUCUGGUAUUGUACUGAGAGACCUGUUCAAAAAGCUGAAGCGAGGGGUGUUGGAUACCAGAAAGGUUCCAGACAUAACAUUUGUUGGUGAAGAGGGGAUUGAUGCAGAUGGGCUAACAAAAGAAUUCUUCACCCUCAUCAUGAGUGCGCUGGCCAGUGGCAAGGGGGGCUAUAUCUUAUUUGAAGGAGAAAUUGAUCACCUGGUUCCCGUUAACAGUGAAGAAUUUUAUCAAAGUGGAUUUUUUAAGUAUGCUGGCCAGCUUAUUGGCAUGUCAGUACUCCACAGUAAUGUUGGUCUUCUAGGGCUAUCAAGAGCUCUCACAACAUACAUGGUAACACAAGAUCUUGGGUUGGCAAGCUGUCAUAUGUCAGUGAAAGAUAUUCCUGAUUAUUGCACACAACAGGCUGUGACGGAGGUGUGUUCUGUAAUGGAUCAAUAUAUUUUUGUAAUUAAGCUUUACAAGGCAUAACUAAUCAAUGAUUAAUGGCAUCAAUGACUAAUCAAUGAUUAAUUGAACCCCCCUCCUCCCCCCACAAAAAAUGGACCAGUGAUUACUAUUUGAUGUCAUUGAUUAGUUAUAUUGUCUAGACUUGAGUAUUAUAACACUUGUCAAUUCCUAGAUUAAACUCUUAAGGAUAGUGGUGGUUCUGGUGGUGAUGUUAGAGUGCAAUGAACUGUGGAACCACCUUGACUGUUGUUAUGAUCUUCAAAUGUUUAUUCAAAGAACGAUUCUUAAAAUGGUUACAUUUGUAUGAACAAAAUACAGACCCACUUAUCAGAAUAUAUAUGUGAAAAUAUGAAAACUAUAUGUAAACUGCAAAUGAAAAUAGUGUGAUUUUAGUGAUCUUACCAACUUACUUGUACUAAGCAGUUUACCAUGCACACAGAAUCUUUGAAUUUAAAUUGCUUUCCCAAGUACACUCUAAUAAUAAAUAGUAAUAAUAUAUAUAUCUUCCAUAUUGUAAUCUUCCGCAUUAUUGUAACAUAAGAUAAGUAGUUCUAUCUUUUGAUGAAACAAAGACUUAUUGUUAUUGUUAUUAUUGUUACUGAUGAAGUCUAAGGCUAAGCUAAAAAAUUCUCUUAUGCAUUGCCACCUGACCUGCAUGACUGUACGUGACAGACAAUACUACAAGAAUGCAGUACUUGCUUUGCAUCCUUCAUAUAUUAAGUAACCAUCUUUUUAUUGCUAGCUGCAUGAAGAGAGUGAUCGAGAGAGGCUACAGCAACUCAUGGUGCCUGAUGAUAUAGCCAUGCUGCUCUAUCAGUCCGGCUUUGGGAAUGAACACCUCACAUUGGACACAAAAUGCAAAGCUGUGCAGUAUAUAUUAUUCAACCAAGUAUUUAAAUCACGCCGUGACCAAAUUGAAGCUUUGAUGGCAGGCUUGAAUUCCCUUUGCAUAUUAGAGCUUCUCCGCACCAAUGAAUCUUGCAGAGCCUUGGUGUUCCCACUACAGUCUGAGGUCCAAAACUCAGAAAGUGAUGUUCUUGGGUUGUUAGAUUAUGAAGAUGACCUGUCAGCACAGGAAGAGCAAGUUAAGCUAUGGUUUGAGGAAUAUAUAAAGUUACUCGCAAGAGGUAACUUGAAUGACUUUGCUUUACUUUUUAUUUUAUUCACGAAAUUAAACUUUAUUGGUCUCUGUUUAAAACAGUGGGGACUGGUGGUUAGAAAUUGCAGCUCCCUGUACACCACACUGUCUGAUUGAUAAAUGUAUUUCCCUGUUUAGUAGCCCCCCUACCCAGUACCUGCCUUCCCCUCUCUUCCACUCCCCUGGAAAGUAAUAAACUAAAAAAAAGCCUUCAGGGGUCAUGAAUUAUUGUUUCAGACCAAUUCAGUUCUGCUUAGUUAACCCCAGGUUUUAGUAUAGAUGCACUAAUUGCCACCCAAAAGUGUAUAGCUGUUGUAGUUAAUUUUUCUCUCCGUGUUAUUUUUAGCUUUCUUUUGUUGUUAUGAAUGGUAAUGGCUGUAAAAUAAAGGAGGGCUAAAAAUUACCCGAGAAAGAAAAAUUAACUUCAUUAUAGCCCCCCACCCCAGACAAAAUAACCCCUGGGAAGAGCUGAACAUAUUUUACAUGUAUAAUCAGAUUUUUAUUUGGUUCAUUUACAGGUGACAACAACCAGGAAUCAAACUGCAGUGAAGUUGCAGUCAUUCCAAAGUUGAAUGACCUCAUUCAAUUUAUCUGUGGACACCCCCAUGUUCCAAAAGGCGGUGACUUAAUUCAAGUCAGAUUUACAAGAGCAUUUCUACCCGAUGCUGAGGCCUGUUUUAAUACUAUCAAGUUACCUAGGCACCACCAAGACUAUCUUAGUUUUAGGAAGGCAAUGAAUGUUGCUGUAAACUGCCAGAACCAAGGUUAUGGUCGUGGCUAA
Messenger RNA from Porites lobata, 14860 nucleotides. Lineage: Eukaryota; Metazoa; Cnidaria; Anthozoa; Scleractinia; Poritidae. The record is from the annotation of a GenBank genome assembly.